Centrocercus urophasianus (Greater sage-grouse) is the source of this 3201-nucleotide messenger RNA. It is a transcript of the gene KLC1, whose product is annotated as kinesin light chain 1. Bases 251 to 1879 code for a protein of 542 amino acids. Gene Ontology annotation, cellular component: membrane-bounded organelle; kinesin complex; cytoplasm. The record is from RefSeq and is a predicted model, not a curated record. The transcript has 15 exons. Gene Ontology annotation, biological process: axo-dendritic transport. Lineage: Eukaryota; Metazoa; Chordata; Aves; Galliformes; Phasianidae. Gene Ontology annotation, molecular function: kinesin binding.
GCUGGAACGGCGGCUGCGGGAGCUGCGGGAGGAAACUCAGGCGUGGAACCAGCGCUUCUGGGCCCGGCAGAACACCGCCUUCCAGCGGAGGGUAUUAGGCACUGGGCCGUUACAUGAUUUAAAAAUAAAGGCUUACUUCAAGGACCAAACGCCUCAAAUUCUAAUGUGGAAAAAAAAUCUUUUAGGAAAAAGAAGAAUUUAUCUACUCAAGACUGAAAGCCAAGGGUCUGGAAACGAGAGAUGAAACAGAAUGUAUGAAAACAUGUCCACAAUGGUGUAUCUAAAGGAAGAGAAGUUGGAGAAGCUCACUCAAGAUGAAAUCAUUGCCAAAACUAAGCAAGUGAUUAAUGGACUGGAGGCAUUGAAGAAUGAGCACAAUUCAAUUUUACAGAGCUUACUUGAAACACUGAAAUGUUUGAAGAAAGAUGAUGAAACUAAUCUGGUUGAAGAAAAGUCAAACAUGAUUCGAAAGUCACUGGAGAUGCUGGAGCUCGGCCUUAGUGAAGCACAGGUAAUGAUGGCCUUGUCAAAUCACUUAAAUGCAGUGGAAUCAGAGAAGCAAAAACUGCGUGCUCAGGUUCGCCGACUGUGUCAGGAAAAUCAGUGGCUACGGGAUGAACUGGCCAAUACACAACAGAAGCUACAGAAAAGUGAGCAAUCUGUGGCUCAGCUGGAGGAAGAGAAGAAGCAUCUAGAAUUCAUGAAUCAAUUAAAAAAAUACGAUGAUGAUAUUUCACCAUCAGAGGACAAAGAUACAGAUUCCACCAAAGAGCCUUUGGAUGACUUAUUUCCGAAUGAUGAAGAUGACCAAGGACAGGGAAUCCAACAGCAGCAUAGCAGUGCAGCAGCUGCUGCCCAACAAGGUGGCUAUGAAAUUCCAGCAAGAUUAAGGACCCUUCACAAUCUUGUUAUUCAGUACGCUUCCCAAGGUAGAUACGAGGUUGCUGUACCUCUUUGUAAACAAGCUCUUGAAGAUCUGGAGAAGACUUCAGGCCAUGACCAUCCUGACGUUGCCACUAUGUUGAACAUACUUGCUUUGGUGUACAGAGACCAGAACAAAUACAAAGACGCAGCGAAUCUCCUGAAUGAUGCCUUGGCUAUCCGUGAGAAGACUUUGGGCAAAGAUCAUCCAGCGGUGGCAGCAACUCUAAAUAAUCUUGCAGUUCUUUAUGGUAAACGGGGAAAGUACAAAGAAGCUGAACCUUUGUGUAAGCGAGCUCUGGAAAUCAGAGAAAAGGUCCUGGGGAAAGAUCACCCCGAUGUUGCCAAACAGUUAAAUAACUUGGCUCUACUAUGCCAGAACCAGGGUAAAUAUGAGGAGGUAGAAUAUUACUAUCAGAGAGCGCUGGAAAUUUACCAAACUAAGCUGGGACCAGAUGAUCCAAAUGUUGCAAAAACAAAGAAUAACCUGGCAUCCUGCUACCUAAAACAGGGCAAAUUUAAGCAAGCGGAAACUUUGUACAAAGAGAUUCUUACUCGUGCUCAUGAACGGGAAUUUGGCUCUGUAGAUGAUGAAAAUAAGCCUAUUUGGAUGCAUGCAGAAGAGAGGGAAGAGUGCAAAGGAAAGCAAAAAGAUGGCACAUCUUUUGGAGAAUAUGGUGGCUGGUACAAAGCUUGCAAAGUUGAUAGUCCAACAGUAACAACUACAUUGAAGAACCUUGGGGCACUUUACAGACGACAAGGCAAAUUUGAAGCUGCUGAAACAUUAGAAGAGGCAGCAAUGAGAUCUCGUAAGCAGGGUCUUGACAACGUUCAUAAACAGAGAGUUGCUGAAGUGCUCAAUGACCCUGAGAGCACAGAAAAAAGGCGAAGCAGAGAAAGUCUCAAUGUUGAUGUGGUAAAGUACGAGAGUGGUCCUGAUGGAGGCGAGGAAGCCUAGAUGCCUUGUGUGAUUCUUAUACUGUCUCCUGCAUGAAGGGCGUGCACCAUCUUCAAGCUUUAACUUCUCUCUUCAGUACUGACUGCUGUGUUUUAGCAAACCCCCUAAGAUUCUUGUCAGCUACACUUCCCUGUAAACUGGCCAUUCCUUCAGUGCUGGUGUCUUUUUGGUUUCUAUUUCUGUACACGUGUAGCUUUGCCAAAUAUGUAUCUAGUCAUACAAAAUGUUAUUACAACCAUUUGCUGUGUAAUACAUUAGUAAAGAAUUAACAAUGAACUUUAUAAGUAGCUGUUCACUAUGGGAAAAAAGGUAGUUAAAAGUAUCACACAAGAUAUUAUUAAAAUGGCAUGAUGGUGAUCUUUACAGGAGGAAAAAAAAAACCAAACCCAAACCCUUAAAAGUAAGGCAUGUUCUCCAAGUGCUUUAAAAUGUAUUUAGAGACCUAUUACAUGGUUAACAUCAAUAUGGAACUCUGGAUGUCUUCACUUACGAUUAUUCUAAAGUAGCAUUGCUGUUUAGUCUUCGUGUGAAAUUUUGGCAAAUAUGCUUUUCUCUACUAAUCUUGGUGUUCAGUGAUUUGUGUAUUUGUCUUUCUAACUUCUAAUAAACUCACUCCAACUCAGGUGUCUGUCUUUGUCUGCUUAAUAGCACUUUGCUUUCUUCUACAACUCUUCCUUAUAACCACAUAGGGUAUUUCUGAAGUAGGCAGUGGUCACUUCUAAUCUCACUAAACUGUUUUGUUUUUUUUUUUAAGAGUAAAAUAUUAAAAAAUAAAAUUAUGCUCGUCUGAAAGCUUUGGAUGAGCACAGCAGUGUAAAACAUGAAUGCAAGGUAUAGAAAACACAUUUUUGACGUGUUUUACAUUUGCCUUGGUGAGAGUUAAAAUGAUGCACGUGAAUUUAACCAUCAAUGUCUCUGAUCAGUGAUGUUAGGAUUAAUUGAACAUGUUUGCAACUAACGGAGGUAUCUAGAAAAAAAAAAUAAAGCAGUUUUUUCCUAGACUGGAAUGCUUUUGCUUGGGGCUUGUAUCCGUUGAACACAAUGUGCUGAUAUGAGAUGGUACCAUGGUGACGGUGAAAGGUUUGACAUAUUGUGGUGGCUUUCUUCUAAUUGUUAUGAAUCAUCACUUGAGCAUGUCUUCACAUUUCAGAAAUCUUUGAUACGAUUUGAUGGGAGAAACCAAUUUGGAUUGGUAAAGUUGUAGCUCUGUAGUAUUCUGUACUUGGGUAAUUUUACCACGUCAGUAUUCAUAACAGUAAACGUUUUGGAACCAGGUUUGGGGAGGGCUACGGACUCUCGCAGUUUCACAUCUGUUCAAUUUC